Messenger RNA from Arachis duranensis, 1590 nucleotides. RefSeq names its product sulfite exporter TauE/SafE family protein 5. The transcript has 4 exons. Lineage: Eukaryota; Viridiplantae; Streptophyta; Magnoliopsida; Fabales; Fabaceae. The record is from RefSeq and is a predicted model, not a curated record. Gene Ontology annotation, cellular component: membrane; Cul4A-RING E3 ubiquitin ligase complex. Bases 68 to 1504 code for a protein of 478 amino acids. Gene Ontology annotation, biological process: protein ubiquitination.
CUAGGACAGCACAUACUCUCUUCACCAAAAUAUUCACACCCCCAUAAUCAUAAUCAUAGCCAAGAAAAUGAAGACUCUGAGUCUUGCAUGCUUAUUAGUCUUCCUCACGUUCUCUGCCUUCAAAUUCAAUCCUUCCAAUGCAAAACAAACGCACCCCAUUUCAGAUAAUAACAUGCUCAAUACUAUUGACCACUUGCGAGAUAGAAUCUACCAAUGGAGAAAUGAAGCACAAGAGUCACAAACAUUUGUUUCAUGGCUUAUGGUUCUUGCAGGAGUGCUAUGCUUCAUAGCUUCUUCCAUAUCUAGUGCUGGUGGAAUAGGUGGUGGUGGCCUUUUCAUACCAAUACUAACAAUUGUGGCUGGCUUGGACCUUAAAACAGCUUCAAGUCUCUCUGCUUUCAUGGUCACAGGAGGGUCAAUAGCAAAUGUUAUGUGCAAUCUAUGCAGAAAAAGUACUAAACUUGGGGGGAAGUCAUUGAUUGACUAUGACAUAGCUCUUUUGUCCGAACCAUGUAUGUUGCUGGGAGUGAGUGUGGGAGUUAUCUGCAACCUUGUUUUCCCAGAAUGGUUGAUCACUGCGCUUUUUGCAGUCUUUCUUGCUUGGUGUACCUCAAAGACUUGCAAUAGCGCAAUGCGGUUUUGGAGGAAUGAGUCAGAAGAGAUGAGGAAAAAAUUUGGACUUGCUGAGAAGCUUGAGAAGGGGCAGCUAGGAAAUGAGGUAGGUACCACUGAGGAAAACAAAGAAAAUGAAGGGUCAAAGAGCAUUGAAGAGCCUCUUCUUAUUCCUGAAGUCAACAGCAACGAGAGACUCCCUUGGUUGAAAUUGGGGGUCUUGUUUUUGGUCUGGUUCUCCUUCUUUUCUGUCUAUCUUCUUCGCGGCAACAAAUAUGGACAGAGCAUCAUUCCAAUGGAGCCAUGUGGAUUAGAAUACUGGAUUCUGUCAUCAGUUCAAGUACCACUUGCUGUGGUUUUCACAGCUUGGAUUGUAUUUCGGAAAGAGAGACUUCAAGACCAACAAGAGAUAACUUCCAUUGAAAUGACGUUGCAGUGUCCAGACCUGACAAAAAAUAGUGCUUCGCACAAGCUUGUUUUUCCAUUGAUGGCAUUUCUGGCAGGGCUGUUGGGCGGCGUCUUUGGCAUUGGUGGUGGAAUGCUGAUAAGUCCGUUUCUUCUUCAAGUCGGAGUAGCUCCUGAGGUAACAGCAGCAACAUGUUCAUUCAUGGUUUUCUUCUCUUCAGUCAUGUCAGCGUUGCAAUAUCUGCUGUUGGGGAUGGAACAUAUAGAAAUUGCUCUCAUACUGGCUACAAUAAGUUUUAUUGCAUCUCUUCUGGGGUUAUUGGUGGUUCAGAAAGCAAUUCAGAAGUAUGGAAGGACCUCUUUGAUUGUUUUCUCAGUUGGUAUCGUGAUGUCUUUAAGUGCUGUUCUAAUGACAAGCUUUGGAGCCAUUGAGGUUUGGAAAGACUACAAUUCAGGGAAAUACAUGGGGUUCAAACUACCCUGUUGAGUAUUGAGAACAAUUUUGUUAGAACAAUUUCGUUCUCACUAGAUAACUUGUCAUCAAAUAUCAUAUAUAUAAAUAAUAUUAUAGAC